CACACAGGAGCAGAGACCCCUCCUCAGCAAUAAUGAAGUUCGUUAGGUUCAUUAUGAAGAAUGCUGCCUUGGCUAGUGUGCCCAAACAUAUCGAGCAUUUUUCUAAAUUUUCUCCUUCGCCGCUCUCCAUGAAGCAAUUUCUCGAUUUCGGUUCCAUCAACGCCUGUGAGAAGACCUCCUUUGUGUUUCUGAGGCAGGAGCUUCCUGUUAGACUUUCUAAUAUAAUGAAAGAAAUCAACCUCCUGCCUGACAAGCUGGUCACAACUCCGUCAGUGCAGAUGGUGCAGAGCUGGUAUAUUCAGAGUUUAAUGGAAAUUCUUGAAUUCUUAGACAAGAAUCCUGACGACCACAAAGUCCUGGGAGAGUUUGUUGGUGCGUUGGUCACCAUCAGAAACAGACAUAACGACGUCGUGCCGACCAUGGCUCAGGGUAUCAUAGAAUAUAAAGAAGCUUUUCCCCAGGAUCUGGUCACCAACCAGAACAUCCAGUACUUUCUGGACCGGUUUUACAUGAGCCGCAUCUCUAUCCGCAUGCUCAUCAACCAGCACACUCUUAUUUUUGACGGCGCCCCCAACCCGAUCCACCCCAACCCCAUCGGAAGCAUCGACCCUCACUGUCAAGUCGGAGAUGUAGUUCAGGAUGCUUUCCACAGUGCCAAGAUGUUGUGUGACCAGUACUAUCUCUGCUCCCCUGAUCUGAUCCUACAGGAGAGAAACAACAAGAAGAAGAACAACCCCAUCAGCAUCGUGUAUGUGCCCUCUCACCUUUAUCACAUGCUGUUUGAGCUCUUUAAGAACGCUAUGAGGGCUACUAUUGAGACCCAUGAGAGCAGCAACAAUCUGCCGCCUAUUGAAGUCAUGGUGUCUCUUGGAGGAGAGGACAUGUCAAUAAAGGUGAGCGACAAGGGUGGCGGUGUCCCAUUUCGCCGCAUCGAGAACCUUUACAGCUACAUGUACUCCACUGCUCCUACCCCACAGAUCGGAGAGCACACACGACCUCCGCUGGCUGGCUUUGGCUACGGUCUGCCCAUCUCCAGACUCUACGCCAAGUACUUCCAGGGAGACCUGCAGCUCUACUCCAUGGAGGGCUACGGCACAGAUGCUGUAAUCUACUUGAAGGCGUUGUCUACAGACUCCAUCGAGAGGCUGCCGGUCUACAACAAAACUGCUCUGAAGAACUACAAAGUGAGCCAAGAGGCUGACGACUGGUGUAUACCCAGCAAAGAGCCUCUUGAUCUGCGCAACUAUAAGGUUGCCAAAUGAGAACAUCCUCCAGGCCUGGUGCUUCAAGCCCUACAAGCCGUGAAGCCUCCAGAAGAUCUUUGUAUUCCCAUGUCAUCAUCUACUAAGGCAGAUGGGCACGGACGCUCUCACCACUGACAAAGUGUCCUCUUACAUUUCAGUUUUAGCGGUAGCAUGUUGUUUUCAUUCCCUGUCGUGUUUUUUUGGGUUCAAUAUAAAAAAAUUAUACAAAUGGGAGACAGCUACAGUACUAAUCACCUCUAGAGACCUUUGGACAGGUGGUUGAAAUACACUUCACUUCAACUUGGGAGUGAGUGUAUGUGUGUGUGUGUGUGUGGAUAAGCAGCCCAGAGUCAUGUGACACAGAUACAGAGACACAGAGGCAGCACCCAGCAUGCAAUGGGUGCAAAAAAAAAACAACAAACAAGGUGGGAAUAUGAGAGAUAGACGGAGAGAAGCAGAGGACGGUUUUAUUAUUAUACCACAUGCUAUAAGGUUAUAUAGCAGAUGUUUGAAGAGGGACAUGUGGAGGUAUUCAGGUGAUCGGGGGGGAGGACCUGAUGUUGAACCAGAUCCUAUCUCCUGUAGGGAACGUCACCCAGGCCUUACAGUAGCAAGCUUACCCCAAAGGAUCAUUUGAUUAAAAUACUUGAAAGCUAUUUAAAUUAAUACCACUGGUGCUCCUUGGUAGAUUUUAUAGACUGUUGGAUCUUGGAUCUGUAGAUUUGAACAAAUAUAGGUCUUUGAAGUUGAGUGGUUUUUGUCUGCGUGGGUAUUUGUUCAAGCUUUUUGAUAUUUUUCAGCCCCCCCCAAAAAAUGUUUCCACAGUAUUCAACACUGACUGAUAAGAUACAGUGUUAUCUUUAAUAUCCGUUUUCUGGACCAGGCUGAAUGUAAUCCGCUCUUUUCUGUGCAUUCAUUUGCAUUAAUUAUACAGAUAAAGAGUCUUGAAACUUGCAGUAUCACAAGACCCCCAGUUCCCUCUGAUGUUCCACAGCCGGGGAAAGCAUUAGCCUGGCUUGUUUGGAGGGCUUAAAACGCCUUUUAGUUAAAGUUCAGUGGAGGCUGGUAUUACACACAGAAGACAUGAGGAGACAGUGCAUGUCGUGUUUGAGUUCUCUGCCAGUUCAGGUCAGUCUCAGAUUAUUUAAUAUAGUGUGCCAUAAGAUGAAAAAGUGUCCAUUGGGUCCAUAUAUGUUAAAAAAAAAAGGUUUUCUUUUGUAUUAAAAUCAACUUAAUCAUUCAGUAUGUGAAAGGUUAUUUUUAUAUAGCUCCAGAUUUUGUGACUGAAAUGAUUGUAAAUACUGUAAAUACUAUACAAAUAAAUAAAAUAGAACAAAUUCAGU
Messenger RNA from Scomber japonicus (chub mackerel), 2587 nucleotides. It is a transcript of the gene pdk2a, whose product is annotated as pyruvate dehydrogenase kinase 2a. Gene Ontology annotation, molecular function: pyruvate dehydrogenase (acetyl-transferring) kinase activity. The transcript is spliced from 11 exons. Gene Ontology annotation, biological process: protein phosphorylation; regulation of glucose metabolic process. The record is from RefSeq and is a predicted model, not a curated record. Bases 33 to 1262 code for a protein of 409 amino acids. Lineage: Eukaryota; Metazoa; Chordata; Actinopteri; Scombriformes; Scombridae. Gene Ontology annotation, cellular component: mitochondrion.